Glycine soja is the source of this 1621-nucleotide messenger RNA. RefSeq names its product phenolic glucoside malonyltransferase 1-like. Lineage: Eukaryota; Viridiplantae; Streptophyta; Magnoliopsida; Fabales; Fabaceae. The record is from RefSeq and is a predicted model, not a curated record. The transcript has a single exon. Bases 81 to 1511 code for a protein of 476 amino acids.
UAUAUUAUUCUCACGACUAGUGCUAUAUCUAAGGCGAUAUCUUCGAAGGUUGAAACAAACACAUCCUCUUUUCUCUUAUCAUGGCUUCUCACAACAUCAAAAUCCACGACCACUUAAGGGUUUCCCCUCCCUCAGCAACAGAAAUAUCCCUCUCUCUCACUUUCUUCGACCUGUUCUGGCUCAGGUUCCACCCCGUGGAACGCAUCUUCUUCUACACCCUCCCUACACCCCAUUCAAAUCCAUCCAUUUUCUAUUCCAAACUUGUUCCAAAGCUCAAAACAUCUCUCUCUCGCACUCUCCAACACUUCCCCCCUCUCGCCGGCAACGUCGUUUGGCCUGAUAACACCCCAAACCCCACCGUCCAAUACACCCCAGGGGACUCCGUUUCACUUGUGGUUGCUGAAUCCGAAGCUGAUUUCAACCACGUGUUAGAUAACUCACCUCACGAAGCAUCAGAGUUACGUUGUUUAGUACCCCACUUGGAUUCAUCGGAUUCUCAUGCUUCUGUUGUCUCUUUCCAAAUCACUCUGUUCCCUAACAGAGGCUUCAGCAUAGGAAUCAGCACCCACCAUGCCGUCCUUGAUGGAAAAUCUUCAACUAUUUUCAUCAAGGCUUGGGCUUCUCUAUGCAAAACGUACAAUGAUGAUGAGUCUUCAGAGUCAUCAUCACCAUCUUUGGCUCCAGAGUUGAAGCCUUUCUUUGAUAGAACAGCCAUCAAAGACCCAAGUGAGAUAGGACUUAACUUCACUGUCAAUUGGACUGAGAUCUUAACCAAAAUUUUCCCCAAUGAAAACAGCGACGGGAGAUGCUUGAAGCUCCUACCUUUCCCUCCAAGACUCGAGGAUCAUGUUCGAGCCUCGUUCGCGCUCACAGGAGCAGAUUUGGAGAAGCUAAGGAAAAGGGUGUUGUCCAAAUGGGACAUCGUUGAUAGAGGAGCAGAAUCAGAGCCACCUAGGUUGUCAUCUUUCGUUCUCACAUGUGCUUAUGCGCUAGCUUGCAUUGCUAAGGCCAUUCAUGGAGUUGAAAAGGAGAAAGAGAAAUUUGCUUUUGCGUUCACAGUGGAUUGCAGGGCGAGGUUGGAGCCUCCAAUCCAUGAUAAUUAUUUUGGCAAUUGUGUGUGGGGGCAUGUGGUGGAUGCUGAACCAUUGGACUUCAUAAAGGAAGAAGCUUUUGCUAUUGUUGCAAAGAGUAUUCAUAGUAAAAUAAAGAUGAUAUUAGAUGAGGGGAUUUUUCAUGGGAUGGAGAGUGCGUUUUCUAGAUAUGAGUCUUUGGGAAAAGACGGAGUUGAAAUCAUGGGAAUUGCAGGGUCUAACCGGUUUGGAGUUUAUGGAACUGAUUUUGGUUGGGGAAAGCCUGCUAAGGUGGAGAUAGCAUCGGUGGAUAGAGCCUUAACCAUUGGGUUUGCAGAGAGCAAGGAUGGGAAUGAUGGUGUUCAAGUUGGGCUCGUGCUGAAGAAACAUGUCAUGGAUCUCUUUUGUACUUUGUUUCGUCAAGGAAUGUUAGAUGAUUGAUCAUAAAUUCGGAACAUGCAUAUUGACGAAACUAGAAACAAGAAAGUGCACUAACUUGUUCGUUUUGUUAUUUUAUUAAAACAUCAAAAGUCUUCUAGAUUUGCAUCAAA